Molecule: messenger RNA, 3658 nt
Organism: Oncorhynchus tshawytscha (Chinook salmon)
Lineage: Eukaryota; Metazoa; Chordata; Actinopteri; Salmoniformes; Salmonidae
Product: alpha-taxilin-like
Molecular function (GO): syntaxin binding
Source: RefSeq, a predicted model, not a curated record
UUUCCUGUAUCGGUUGGCAGGAGGAAAGGCAGCAGGCAACGCCGGAGUGUGUUUAUUGAGUUGGAUCAAGAAGUACUCGAUGAACAAUUUGGAUAUCUAUUUCAUCAUGAAGAAGAAACAGGACACACGAGAGUCGUUCACGCAGGGCAGUGAUGCAGCACCUGGCACGGGAGAGAUGGAGGCAAGCAAGGUUACAGAGACCAGUAGCCCAAAAGAGCAAGAGCAGGACAUGCCUUCACGAACUGAUGGGGCUGAAAGAAGCGCAGUGGCUGCCGUUUCCAACACAGCAGAGUCUGCAGCCAUCCCCACGGUCCCACCUGUAGCAGACCCCGUACCAGUCUCCACUGUAGCAGACCCUGUACCAGUCUCCACUGUAGCAGACCCUGUACCAGUCUCCACUGUAGCAGACCCCAGACCCGUACCAGUCUCCACUGUAGCAGACCCCGUACCAGUCUCCACUGUAGCAGACCCCGUACCAGUCUCCACUGUAGCAGACCCCGUACCCGUCUCCACUGUAGCAGACCCUGUACCCCUCCCGGUCUCCACUAUAGAGGAGGGGGUGUCGUCUCAGUGUGACAUGGCUGAGGAGCUGAGCCGCCAGCUGGAGGACAUCCUCAACACCUACUGCCUGGAGGACAACGGGGAGGACGGGGUUAACCUGCCCAACGGCCAAUCAUACUGCCCCGUGCUCAACGGCCUGGCCAAUGAGAAGGAGUUGGAUGCCAAGCUGGAGGAGGUCAAAGUGAACACCGGCGGAGUGGAGAAAGUGAAGAUUCAAGAGAAGAAGAAGGUGAAGGGGCUGGGUAAAGAGAUCACCCUGCUGAUGCAGACCCUGAAUACUCUGAGUACUCCAGAGGAGAAACUGACAGGCCUCUGUAAGAAGUAUGCUGAACUGCUGGAAGAGCGGCGGAACAAUCAGAAGCUAAUGCGGGUCCUGCAGAAAAAACAGUCUCAGCUGGUGCAGGAGACGGACCACCUGAGGAACGAACACAGCAAGACCAUCCUGGCACGCAGCAAACUGGAGUCACUCUGUCGGGAGCUGCAGAGACACAACCGCACACUCAAGGACGACGGGAUGCAGCGUGCACGUGUGGAGGAGGAGAAGAGGAAGGAAGUGACGUCACACUUCCAGGUGACUCUGUAUGACAUCCAGGCCCAGAUGGAGCAGCAUGACGAGAGGAAUGCCAGUCUGAGGCUGGAGAACUCUGAGCUGGCAGAGAAGCUCAAGAAACUCAUCCAACAGUACGAACUACGAGAGGAGCACAUUGACAAGGUGUUCAAGCAUAAGGAACUGCAGCAACAGUUGGUGGAUGCUAAGCUACACCAGUCUCAGGGUUUGCUCAUAGAGUCAGAGGACCGCCAUCACAGAGAGAAGGACUUUCUGCUGAAGGAAGCGGCAGAGUCUCAGAGGAUGUGUGAGCUCAUGAAGCAGCAGGAGGUGCAUCUCAAACAACAGCUUUCCUUAUACACAGAGAAGUUUGAGGAGUUCCAGACGACUCUGUCCAAGAGCAACGAGGUGUUCACCACAUUCAAACAGGAGAUGGAGAAGAUGACGAAGAAGAUCAAGAAGCUGGAGAAGGAGACGACCAUGUAUCGUUCCAGGUGGGAGAGCAGCAACAAGGCCCUGCUGAACAUGGCUGAGGAGAAAACUCUGCAGGAGCGUGAGUUUGACAGCCUCCAGGGGAAGGUGGGGAGGCUGGAGAAGCUCUGUCGGGCGUUGCAGAACGAACGCAACGAACUCAGCAAGAAGGUAAAGGGCCUUAGCGCCGGCCCCGAGGACGACCCCAGCCCAGGAGAUGAAUCCACCUCCCUCCCCAUAGACUCCCAGGAGCCCAGCCCAGACCCCGACACCACCACCCCUAGUUCCCCCACACCCUGCUGCCACUUCAGCCCAGAGUUGGACACUGAGAACCAGGCCUGUGCAGCCCCCCUCACUGCCCAGGAAUGAAACAUCUCGCCUGGGCAACAACGCUCCCACUCUCCUCUUCACGAACCAACUUCCAGCCUGCAAGCCAAGCCACUACUAACGUAGGUGUUAAGAGUAUGGGUGUGUGUAAUUCCCUCAAGAAUAAGAUGAAGUUGUCCCCUAACCACAGAUCUAGAAUCAGUUUCCAUUUGGUCCAUCCUAACUAAAAACCCAAUAGGUCGGUGCAAGAGAACCUGAUCCUGGAUUUGUAGUCGGGUAACAGCGUCUACUUACUCUGGUUUCCCCCUGGAGAGUUGAAGGUGAUGUCAGUCAGGGGAGAUUGUGCCACCUUGAAGGUUCUUAUCCUGUGUGUUUUUCCCUUUCCUUUCCUUUGAGAAGUCCUGUACGCAAUGUUCAUGUAAGUCACAAGCUAAGGAUAGUCUGCGCCCCAAUUUGCACCCUAUUCCCUAAAUAGUGCCCUAUAUUUCACCAGAACCAUAUGUGAAUAGAGUGUGUCACAAUUGGCACCCUAUUCCCUAAAUAGUGCCCUAUAUUUCACCAGAACCAUAUGGGAAUAGUCUGCGCCCCAAUUGGCACCCUAUUCCCUAUAUAGUGCCCUAUAUUUCACCAGAACCAUAUGGAAAUAGUGUGCACCCCAAUUGGCACCCUAUUCCCUAUAUAGUGCCCUAUAUUUCACCAGAACCAUAUGGGAAUAGUCUGUCACAAUUUGCACCCUAUUCCCAAAAUAGUGUCCUAUAUUUCACCAGAACCCUAGAUGAUGUUGGACCACAAGAGUAUUUAGUAUGUGUGUACAUCUCUCCAUCGGUCUUUCUUUUGUGUGUGUGUUUGUGUGUGUGUCAUACAGUGAAGCAGCAGAUGUCUGGCCACAGUUGGACUUCAACCCAGAGCAUGUAGGGAUCAUCACCUUUUCAGUUCAAAGAUCAGUGUGUAUAUCUCUAGGUUGGGGAUGUCACUUUUUUCCAUUCUGUUCUAGAUAUCAUUGUUUAUCCUAGAACCAGAGGUCCAGAGCGUUAAUGGAUUAUGUACGUAUUCUGUAGGAAUCUUGCGCAAUCGGUGGAUCUACAGAAAGUACUCUAACCAAGGGGUGUGUAAUGUCUCGGAACCAACAGGAAGCUAAUAGGGCAAACCAGGGAAGGGACUAAACUGAACUUGUCCAAUAUGAAACGUGUUUUCCAUUGCAAAAUGUUUCACUACAGUGUGCACUACUGAAUACACCCCAAGAAUAGAGGGAAUAGCCUUGUGUUUUGGUUUGUUUCUUUAUAUCAUGUUACACAGCAGAGUUUGUAGACUUUUUGAUAUGUUAUUUUAACACCUGUGUAUCUAAUGGAGAUUCACCACUAUAUAUAGAUAUCAGUCCAAAAAAAACAACAAAAAGAAUUGUUAACUAAUUGAGAUUUUUUUUUUUUUUUCGUCAUCAUUCCCACGAUAUGCAUGUAUCCAUUCCACACGCUCAUAUUCCUUGUUUUCCAAUGGUCAUUCUACAACAUUUGAUCCGAUGGAAUGUUUUUUUCAUGCUGCCUUUCCUUGCUGCCAUGAGCCAUGUAUAUGUUAAAUAUGUAAGAUUCCAUUAACCACUAAAACAGAUAUUGAAAUGUACUGACCAAGGUUGGCUACCAAUAAUUAAUGCCUGUGUGUGGGUGAGUGUACGUAUGUUAGCAAGAUUUGUUGAAUCACAACUCGGAUAGUUCAAUUUGUUAAUCAGGUGCAAGUAAUAAAAUAUUUUAACUGAUA